Messenger RNA from Penicillium longicatenatum, 483 nucleotides. Its product is annotated as DUF1365-domain-containing protein. Lineage: Eukaryota; Fungi; Ascomycota; Eurotiomycetes; Eurotiales; Aspergillaceae. Bases 1 to 483 code for a protein of 160 amino acids. The transcript has a single exon. The record is from RefSeq and is a predicted model, not a curated record.
AUGAUCGUUCAGCUUCAAACAUCGUAUGGCGAGCGUCGACUAUGGCUAACACGAAACUCGCGGAAGAAUGCGCUAGACACAGGUCGCUUCUGCUUUCGAGGCGAAUUUAAGAAGGAUUUACAAGUUUCACCUUUCACUCCCCUCGAGGCUAGCUAUGUGAUUGACUCGUCUGACCCUUGUGCCCUUCCAUUGCGAAAUAUCAACAUCAUGGUGACCCUGAAAAAGGGAAGUAAAGCAGUCAUGCAAGCUGAAGUGACCUCUAUCCGCCCACCCCUUGACGCUGCCACUGCGAGUCUAGGCUCCUCCAUGCUCUUCCUCUUGAACUGGUGGUGGGUUCCCAUGUGCACUGUUGUGGUAUUUCGUAUUCUGUUCAAAGCUUCGAAGAUUUACUUGUUACAUACGAAAAAAGAACUGGAUAUUCAGACAAGAGCGGAGCCUAUGAAAACGUCCAUCGCAAAGUCUGCAAGGCUUUCUGAAAGGUAA